Molecule: messenger RNA, 315 nt
Organism: Debaryomyces hansenii CBS767
Lineage: Eukaryota; Fungi; Ascomycota; Pichiomycetes; Serinales; Debaryomycetaceae
Gene: TTR1
Product: dithiol glutaredoxin
Exons: 2
Coding region: 1-315 (104 amino acids)
Biological process (GO): cellular response to oxidative stress
Cellular component (GO): nucleus; cytoplasm
Molecular function (GO): glutathione disulfide oxidoreductase activity
Source: RefSeq, a predicted model, not a curated record
AUGGUCUCUCAACAUACUACCGACAAGGUUCAACAAUUGAUUAAAACUAAGCCAGUUUUCAUCGCUUCAAAGUCCUACUGUCCAUACUGUGCUAAGACUAAGAAUACCAUUUCGUCCAUCACUAAGGAUGCUUACAUCAUUGAAUUAGAUGAAGUGGAAGAUGGUAGUGAAAUUCAAGAAGCUUUAUACGAAUUAACUGGACAAAAGACCGUUCCAAAUGUUUUCAUUGGAGGUGAACACAUUGGUGGUAACUCUGAUGUUCAAGAAUUGAGUUCCGGUGAUAAAUUGGAAAGCAAGAUCAAGGCUGUCUUAUAA